Messenger RNA from Durio zibethinus, 1059 nucleotides. The record is from RefSeq and is a predicted model, not a curated record. NCBI's taxonomy places the organism in Eukaryota, Viridiplantae, Streptophyta, Magnoliopsida, Malvales, Malvaceae.
CUUUGCUCCCGAGUCACCGGUUUCAAUGACUCAAAUUUCUCGCAACAUGGAAUAUGAUCAAAGGAGUGUAAAUCUCAAGCUUUGGAGCUAUGACAAUGGAGGUGUAGAUGUAUCACUUAAGGAUGGUUGGCUCUCUGCAGUGGAUCGGGGAAGUUCCAUAUGUAAUUCAACUUAUGAUCAUCAUGAAUUUAGCAAUCAUGGAUCCGAGUACACGGAGGAAUUUGCAGGAAUCUUGCAUAGAAAUGUUAGAAAUGGGCUACCAGGUGCCACUUCCAGUCCUCAGAGGUCACGUUCUCGGAUUAAUGUGGACAACCUCUUUACAACUCCAAGGAAGCUCAUCCACUCUCUUCAAAAUCCUAAUGAUUUGAUCUCAGGUUUCUCUGAGAAACAAUUCAGAAGGUUCAGAAGUCCCCGCUCAGAGAUACUUGGAUGGAAUCCAACCACAAACCAUAUCCGUUUUGGGCAUGGUAUGAUCUAUGAGGUCAAAAGGAAUGGAAAUAUGUAUACAGAUGGUGAGGAAUUUCAAGGUGUCUCUGAAUCUGUGCCAUCAACUGAUGACAGUCCUGCUGCUGUUGACGUCCAAGGGUCUAAUGAGGCUGUUCCCAUGAAUAGAACUGAAAUUCAAGAGUUUCACAAUGAGAAAGCUGGUAACAGGACAGGUUCUAAAAUGUUUUUUGGCCUCUUUUUCAUUAUAGUUACAGCAGUUCUCACUUCAUUAAUGUGGACUGCAGUUCAGGAUGAAAGCUUCUAUGUUGUUCCAACUUAGUUCACUCAUUCUGUUACUCCCAUUAUUUGUUACUCCCAUUAAUAAACAAAGUCAUUUGUUUGCUGUCUAAUGAAUUCAGCAUUAUUUAAUAAAAUGUCAUAUUCUUAAUUUCAAUACCAAAUUAAAAAUUUUUGACAACUUCAAGUACUAAAAAAAUUGAACAUAAAUAGAGCAUUUCAGCCUCAUAACAUUUGGCUUUUCUGUAUGUAUAUCGAAUGCAUAUCAUUUUGAUUUUUAGGACUCAUCAAAUGCUACCUUACUGUCGAAAAAUUACGUAACUGAUACGCUAAAAA